UGUCACUCUGAUUGCGCCACAAGAAAUCUCACACUACUCACUCUUUAUGGCGUCAAUAAGAGAAUGGAGAAGUGCUCUGUCGGUGCAAAGAAGAGGAGGAGAGAGAGAAAAAGGAGAUUUCGACUAGUUGCCUGCAGGCACAGAGAAGGGCCUGAGCUGGGCUAGGCUGCACUGGGCGUUGCUCUUGCUCUGACCUCGGAGGGCCAAACGUGGACGCAUUCUCAAUGGCAAUGAUGGUCGACGAGAACUUCUCAAGACAGGGAAUGUGACUGCUCAUUACAAAGACUCUUCCUUGUUCCCUCACGUCGGUACGCCUUUCCAUUCUUUGGACAGCUAGGCAUUCACAGGCUCCAAGACCAUGAUUGAGCAACUCCCCUCGGAGCGGACGCCCCUGCUGACCUCUGCUGCUCACUGGGAACCCGAGGCCGCUGCGAGCCGCAACACUUCAGCAGCCGCGCCCCUUGAUGCAAGCGAUGAUGAUGACUGGAAGCCGACUUGGAACCUGAGGCUCAUUCAGAGUGUGACAUGGUGCAACGUCUUCCUCGCCGGCUUCGACUCGACGGUGGCAGCGUCUACCUACUCCAUCAUCGGAUCAGAAUUUGGCUCAGCUAACAAUGCUGUAUGGGUCUCCACUAGCUACCUCAUAACAGCCACUGCCUUCCAACCUCUGUACGGCAGGCUUUCAGACAUCUUUGGUCGACGCAAAGCCUUCCUUCUCGCAACCAGCACCUUUGCACUCGGAUGUCUGCUCUGCGGUCUUGCCAAGAGCAUGCUGGUUCUGAACCUUUCCCGUGCCUUGACCGGCAUAGGGGGCGGUGGAUUGAUAACAAUGGCUACUAUUGUCCUCUCGGACGGAGUACCCUUCCACCGACGUGGGCUCUAUCAGUCGGCGAAUAAUCUCAUGUAUGGUCUGGGAAGCGCUGCUGGAGCUUCUGUAGGAGGAAUCGUUGCUCACACUUUUGGAUGGAGGUCUGCAUUCUUGCUACAAGUUCCAAUGGCCAUUGCUGCCGUCUUCGGAGGCUGGGCGCUAGUGAAAGACCCAGCAGUCCGAAGCCUCCCGGCAGAUGCACCAGUGGACGUUGCUGGAUCCGUCACCCUCGUUGGGGCUAUCACCUCGCUGCUCCUAGGCUUGUCCAUGGGCGGUAAUGAGCUCGAUUGGACUUCACCGAUCACCAUAGCUCUCUUCAUUGCAGCAUUAGGUCUCUUUGGUCUCUUCUAUCGAGUAGAGACACGUGCCAUUGCUCCCAUCCUACCAAGUCGAAUGCUCAAGGGCACCCUUGCCAUCUCCAACAUCAUCACCAACUUCACCUCUGGCAUGGCAGUGUACGGAUUCCUAUUCAUGGCGCCUAUGUACUUCCUAGGAGUCCUCCUCGAACCAAUCAACAUCGUCGGUCUACGUCUAAUCGUCCCGUCUCUGGGCUUCCCAAUAGGAGCAGUGAUCGCAGGAGUGGUCAUGUCAAAGUACGGCCACCUAAGUGUGCUAGUCAAGAGCGGCUGCGCGAUUCUCAUCCUUGGGCUAGUCAUCCCUUGGUUCCUCUUUGGAGAGACGAAGCCACGAAUAGGAAUCAUCUACCUCUUUGCUCUGCUGCCGGCAAACAUCGGUCAAGGUCUUAUCAACCCUUCAAGCUUGUUCACCAUGCUUGCCGCUUAUCCUCAUGAUGAUCAGGCAGUCGCAACUUCUACAGUCUACCUAUGCCGUAGUGUGGGGAAUGUAGCGGGUGUUGCUCUUUCGGCUGCCAUUCUGCAGAAGUGGCUUCGUACGUGGCUGCCAGAAGUGUUAAAGGAUACACAAGAUGCAGAUCAGAUCGUCGACGCCGUCAGACACUCCAUCGAGGUCAUUCAGGGGUUACCACCAGCCACUCGGACCAAAGUCACAGAGACGCUCUCCGGUGGGAUCCAGGCAGCCAUCAGCGCAUGUAUUGUGCUUUCAAUCCUGGCUUUCAUUAGUAGUUUCUGGGCCAGAGGGGUAGGGAUGCAACGAUCUUCGUAGCAGAACAAAACUGAAAAAUGCAAUGCAACAAGUGUACGAGCGUAGGAGUAUUGCGUCAC
This is a messenger RNA of Microstroma glucosiphilum, 2049 nucleotides long. Its product is annotated as MFS general substrate transporter. Gene Ontology annotation, cellular component: fungal-type vacuole membrane. The record is from RefSeq and is a predicted model, not a curated record. Gene Ontology annotation, molecular function: basic amino acid transmembrane transporter activity. Bases 359 to 1990 code for a protein of 543 amino acids. Gene Ontology annotation, biological process: basic amino acid transport; transmembrane transport. The transcript has 4 exons. Lineage: Eukaryota; Fungi; Basidiomycota; Exobasidiomycetes; Microstromatales; Microstromataceae.